This is a messenger RNA of Cannabis sativa, 3208 nucleotides long. RefSeq lists its product as uncharacterized. Gene Ontology annotation, molecular function: cysteine-type peptidase activity. The record is from RefSeq and is a predicted model, not a curated record. The transcript has 3 exons. Gene Ontology annotation, biological process: proteolysis. Lineage: Eukaryota; Viridiplantae; Streptophyta; Magnoliopsida; Rosales; Cannabaceae. Bases 1543 to 2301 code for a protein of 252 amino acids.
AAACAUCACUCCAACUUCUGUUGAGAGAUUGAGGUUGAGCCUUACUGAUUUUUUCUCUGGUGAGACUACUCCCGAUGCUGUCAAAUUCAAAAUUAAAGGUGGUUCCAAGCCUGCUGGUCAACCUGGCUUGAUGGGUGCUUCUUCAUCAUCUGCUCAUGAGAAUGUCUCCCGAGUUGAGUUUGAGGAAUUUAAAAAGUGUCUAUCUGUUGUUGUCAGCCAGCAAGGGAUACUUAUGAAAUCUGUUGCUGAGAUGAACAAGAAGCUGGACAUUCUUAUUGAGGUGUUUUUUUAAUUGUCAUUACUUUUUAUGUUAUUUUUUUAGUAGUGUUUUUAUGUUGUUUUAUACAGUAAAUUAAUUUUUUAAGUUUUUUUUGUUCUCAGUCAUCCCAAGGUGGUCUUACUCACAAUGGAUCUCAGUCUGAAGAUGCUCUUCGUACUUCAGAAAAUGAGGAUGAUGAAGAUUCCACUUCGGAGGAAGACGAGGAUGAUAAAAUCGACGAUGACAAAGGAGAUGAUCAUCAUGACGAUGAAACUGAUGAUGAUGAUGAUGAUCUUGGUGGAGAUGGUGUUGGUGCUGGUCAGGAUGAGGCUCACACGGGGGAUGUUCGUAACGAUGAGGAUGUUGUUGUCCCCGAGGUUGUUUUGAGGGAUGAUGAUACCGACAAGGUGGAUGAUGCCAAGAAUUCUGACCCUGUGGAACCUCUUGCAGAGAUCAAACAGGUGUAUUUCUUGUUUGGACAUCAUUUUUUUUGUGCUCUUUGUGUGGAUUUCUGUGUUUUGUGUUUGUUUUAUUAGUUUUUUAAUGUUUUUUUUGUUGUCAGCCUGAACAGUCUCAAGGUGGGGAGGAGAACAUUGAUGUUGAUGCAACAAUUGCAUCUGCUGUUAAAGCUGUGGAGAAUUUGAUUGGUUCCUCAACUCAUGUCCCUGCUUCUGUUGAGACUUCUGAGAAGACUGAUCUUGAAAUGGUUGUUUUUCAAGAGACUCCUAUUUUACGUCCUCAAAAGAGGGAUCGGAAGAAAGGAGCUGUUUUGAAAUCUCCAUUCAUUGAGCUUGCUUCUGGUGCAUCUAAAUCAGGUUCAUCCUCAGUUUCUCCUGAUGAUUCUGUGUAUAAGGUCGUUAAAUAUGUGCGUGGUUUGUGUCUGUUGGACAACAAGAUUGGUGAACAUGUCGAUCCGCAAUUGGAAGCUGAGUUUGUCACGUGGGUUGAUACAGGUCUUAGAAAGCAUAAAUCUAAGUAAGUAUUUUUGUAGGUGUUUUCAGUUAUAUAUCUCUUAUCGUUUUCCAUUUAGUUUUUAAUUUUUUAUUUGUGUUUUGAUAUUUUUUUAUUUGUUUUUUUUAGCACAACAACUAAUGUGUAUUGUAAGGGUAAGGACACAAUAUUUUCGCCUUUUCGUUUUGGUGUUGAGGACAUUAGCAACAAGAUGUGGUUUCACAACCUUGCCUACCCUAAUUGUUUCCUUACCAAUUCUGUAAGUUUUUUUUUUAUUAUUAUUAUUAUUAUUAUUUAUAUAUUUUUGUUAUUUUUUUUUAAGUUUUUUUUUUAUGUUUUUAAGUGUUGUUCUGUUAGUUUUUUUUAUAAGUUUGAAUGUUUUUUUACUAAUUUUUUUUGUACAGCACAUUGACAUUAUUUUCUAUUAUCUUCGUAAGAAAAUAAUGUACUCAGCCGAGCCGAAAAUCAAAGUCAGCACAACUGAUUGCCUCUUUUGUUCUAGCAUAACAAGUUUGUAUGAGAAGUUUGUUGAGAAAAACAACGAUAUAUCGGUGUUGUCUCUUUCUCACAAUGUGGCCCAGUACAUUCAAGGUGGUAAGAUAUUAUGUGCCACUCCUUGGCAUUUGGUUGAUCAUGUUGUUAUGCCUAUCAAUGUAAAAUUACAGGAUCAUUGGAUUUGUGGUCGUCUAAACAUAGCUGAGCGGCGGAUAUAUCUGUACAAUUCAUUGCGUUCUGGAAGGUAUAUGACAGCUGCCAAAGAGGCUUGCAAGCCUUUUUCUGUUAUUUUACCAUAUUACUUCUCUAUGUUAGACUUCAAAGGCCUUCGCAACGAAGCUAAGUUUAGCACUAUGGAACCGUUCCCUAUUGUUGCUGUUGAUGGUUUACCCGAGCAGGUCACAGCUGAUUGUGGUGUUUUUGUAGCAUCAUUUGCUGAGUAUUUCAUUGAUGGCAAACCCAUCCCAUCCUCUGGUUUUGAUGUGGAAAUUCACCCCGAUCGUUUGGCUGUGUUAUUUUAUCAAUAUGGCAUGAAGAAGCAAACUGAGAACAUUGAAAGUGAAUCUGAGGCCCCUCCCAGCCUUCCCAAGAAGUGAUUUGUUUUUUCAAUCAGACUGUCAUUGUUCUUAUAGUUUUUUAAUGUUGUUUUUAUGUUUUUUUAUGUUGUUUUCGUAAACAAACAUUGGUGUUCUGUUAUGUUUCCUUACAUUUUGUGUGGACAAUAUGUAAUCUUUAUUUUUGUAUGUUUUUUCUUAUUCUUCUUAUGUACAAACAAGUUGGUAUGUUAAAGUUGUUAGUUUUGUCAUUUCACAUCCCUUCUUUUUAUGUUUUUUUUUCUUAUAGUUUCUCUGUUUUUUUGAAUACAAAUAUUCAUUUCAGUAUUAAAAACACAAACUGUUUCAAUAAUAAACUUCAUAUAUAUAUUCAAUUUAGUAUCCAACAUCUUUUCAUAUCCAAUCUAAAGUAUCAUCAAAUCCCAAUGUAAUCAAUGUUUUUCAAAUAAAAACUGUAUUCCCUUUGUAUUUCAGAAAUUUAAAUUCCUCAAUAUCUCAUUCUCAAAACGUAUGUGUAGUUUUCUUUUGUUUUUCCACUGUUGUUCUGUUGUUGUUUUUAUUCCCUUCUACGUCUUCUGCUGCAUGUUCUUUUGUUAUGCCCCAGUUCACCACAUUUGCUGCACUUGUUGUGUUGAUCCUUUUCCCAUCCAGCCUUCCUUCUUAAUGUUUUUGGUCUUCCUGAUUUUACUCUUUCAUGUGGAGGCAAGACUAUAAUAUUCUUCACUUCUUCCGGUACCUCCCACUCACUUUGGUGUCCUAUUGGGUAAACUGUCCCUGAAUAAGUUGCCAGCCAAUUUUUUUUUGUGUAGUAAUCUGAACAGUAGGUGUACGGGUCCAUGUUCAUCUGCCUCAUCACGGCCACAGCGUGCCCGCAUGGCAUUUCAUCUAUUUGGAACCUGUUGCACGUGCAUGUUCUUUUUUCUAGGUCUACUUCCCACGAUUCUUUCAU